AUGAGAAUAUUCUGGUAUGCCGACAAAGUCGAAAAGAUCAUUCAGGCAGUGGCUGUUGUUGCGGCAAUCUGCUCUGGCGUGGGCAUGGCUUUGCAGAACCUGAUCUUUGGCCAGUUUGUGACAGUCAUCACCGACUAUGUCUCUAGUACUUCGGACAGGGACGUUUUCAUGGGCGAAGUCUCCAAACUAGCUGUUUAUUUCGUCUACCUCGGAAUCGCCCGCUUCGUCUUGUCAUACACUUACAACACCUUGUUCACUUAUGCCGGUUACCGCACGGUCCGCAACAUUCGCCGCGCAUAUCUCCGCGCUGCGCUUUCCCAGGAUGUGGCCUUCUUCGACCUUGGGUCUGCCGGCUCCAUCGCAGCACAAGCGUCAUCCAACGGCAAGUUGAUCCAGAGCGGCAUUUCGGAGAAGCUAGGACUCACCUUUCAGGGGCUGGCUGCAUUCAUGGCCUCCUUUAUCGUUGCAUUCGUUACCAACUGGAAGCUUUCGCUUAUAUGCUUGUGCAUUGCCCCCGCAACAAUCUUGGUCAUGUCCAUUGUCGCAAUGGUUCACGCCGGCUACGAGACCAAGAUCUUGGAUAUUUACUCACAGGCAAACUCUUUUGCCGAGGGCGUGCUUGCAAGUGCCAAGACUGUUCACGCCUUUGGCAUGAGGGAGCGGCUGGUUGAGAGGUUCAACAACUAUCUCGAUGAAGCGGGGGUCUGGGGACGCAAGAUUUCGCCGCUGCUCGGCAUUUUAAUGUCGGCCGAGUACAGCAUCAUCUUCUUGGGGAUGGCUCUUGCCUUUUGGCAAGGUAUUGCCAUGCUGUCACGCGGCGACAUUGCUGCCGGCGAGAUCUUUACCGUCUUGUUUGCCGUCGUAAUUGCCACCAUCUCUAUCACCAUGCUCGCUCCGUACAGCAUUGACUUUUCGAGAGCUUCAACAGCUGCCGCACAGCUCUUCAAGUUGAUCGACACCGUUUCCAAGAUCGAUCCCUUUGACGAAUCCGGGGAUCAGCCCGAUGGCGUGGAGGGCCUUGUGGAGUUGGAGCACGUGUCAUUUGCCUACCCCUCGAGGCCCAAGAUCAAGGUCUUGGACGACUUUACUCUCACAAUCCCGGCAGGAAAAGUGACUGCUCUCGUUGGCGCCAGCGGUUCGGGCAAGAGCACCAUUGUCGGUCUCUUGGAACGGUGGUACAAUCCAUUCUCUGGCUCCAUCAAGCUCGACGGCCGGCCCAUUGAGCAGCUCAACCUCCACUGGCUUCGCAAAAACAUUCGGUUGGUGCAGCAAGAGCCUGUCCUGUUCCAAGGAACUGUCUUUGAAAAUAUCGCCUAUGGGCUGGUGGGCACGCCAUACGAGCAGAGUUCUCGCGAGGAGCAGAUGGCUCGUGUGGAAGAGGCAGCAAAAUUGGCGUUUGCUCAUGAUUUUAUCCUGCAGCUCCCUCAAGGUUACAAUACGGAUAUUGGCCAGCGAGGAGGUUUGCUGAGUGGAGGACAGAAGCAGAGGGUCGCCAUUGCUCGGAGCGUGGUUUCCCACCCUAAAGUUCUUCUUCUCGAUGAAGCCACUUCGGCUCUAGAUCCCCAUGCUGAAGGCACGGUUCAGAAGGCGCUCGACAGGGCCGCCGAGGGCCGCACCACGCUGGUCAUUGCACACAAGCUAGCUACGAUCAAAAAAGCAGACCAAAUCAUCGUGAUGUCCAAGGGCAAGAUUGUUGAGCAAGGCACUCACGAGGGGCUCAUUGCCCAGGAUGGGACCUAUGCCAAACUUGUGCGCGCUCAAGAUCUGGCUGUCGGAGGCCAGAAGCUUCCAGACACGGAUGGGUCUCGGGACAUGGACAGUCAUGAUGAAGGCGACGAGGACAAUGAGAGUCGUCAUCCGAUGGAACUUACCAAGACCAUGACCCGAUACCCAACACAAGAUUGGAUGCGGCUGGACGAGCAAAGGGAUCGCGAUGACUUCCACAAGCAUAAGCACGUUGGUCUCUUAACCGUAGUAACCCAUCUUGUCAAGUACACCCCUGAGCUCAACCUGAUGUAUGGGGCGCUCUUCUUGGGUUGUGUAGGAGCUGCCGCGGCCUUCCCAGGUCAAGCCAUUCUCAUGGCCCGGGUUAUGGACGUCUUUACUUUGACCGGGCAGGCCCUGGUUGACCGCGGCAACUUCUUUGCCUGCAUGUUUAUUGUCAUGGCGGGGGGUUGUCUCGCGGUUUACUUUGUCCUCGGUUGGGCUUGCAACACGAUUGCCCAGACGUUGACCCGGAAGCUCCGCCGACAAGUAUUUGACAACUUAUUGCGUCAGGACAUCCAGUUUUUCGACCGUCCCGAGAAUUCGGUUGGGUCCUUAGUCAGCCAUGUCGAGUCAGACCCCCAAGGCGUCUUUGAGCUGAUGGGCAUAAACGUUGGGCUCAUUCUGAUCUCGGUCCUCAACCUCGGAGCUUGCAGCAUUUUGGCUAUCGCACACACUUGGAAGCUGGGUCUUGUUGUUGUCCUUGCCGGGAUGCCACCUCUCGCCCUGUCUGGCCUCUUCAAGAUUCGUCUUGAUGUGAAGCUGGAUCAGAUGGUUUCCAAGCGCCAUUCCAAGAGUUCUGCCAUCGCCUCGGAAAGCAUCAAUGCCAUCCGGACAGUGUCGUCGUUGGCUUUGGAGGACAAGGUUCUCGAAAAGUACACUGCCGAACUGGACCAUGCCGUCGCUGGAUCAGUCAAACCUCUUACCCUGAUCAUGACGUGCUUCGCCUUCACUCAAUGUAUCGAGUAUCUCUUCAUGGCUUUGGGCUUCUGGUACGGCUGCAAGCUUGUCUCGGACCUCGAAAUUUCCAUGUAUGACUUUUUUGUGGCCUUUAUGGGUGUCUUUUUGUCGGCGCAAGCGGCCUCGCAGUUUUUUGCAUUCUCAACAAGCAUGACCAAGGGGCAAAACUCGGCAAAUUACAUCUUUUGGCUCUCUUCACUCCAGCCAAUAGUUCAGGAGACACCGGACAAUCAAGACAGGAAGCCUUCGUCUGGAGGUCCCAUUGAGCUCGACAAUGUCCGCUUUUCGUAUCCGCUCCGCCCGGACACUACUGUGCUGCGUGGCGUGGACCUGAAGAUCGAAAAAGGACAGUUCAUUGCCGUUGUUGGUGCGUCUGGUUGCGGCAAGUCGACCAUCAUUGGUCUUUUGGAACGGUUUUACGACGCCUCUACUGGCACCGUCCGCAUUGCAUCUGAUCCUCUCCCCUCAAUCAACCCUCGACAUUAUCGCGCCAUUGUGUCUCUCGUCCAGCAAGAGCCAACUCUCUUCCAGGGAACAAUCCAAGAUAACAUUGCUCUGGGGCUCGACGAAAGCGACAUGCCCACCGAAAAGGAUGCUGCUUUGUCGACUCGGGUUGAAGCGGCGCUUCGCGCUGCGAAUGCCUGGGACUUCGUCUGCUCUCUUCCGGACGGUGUUGCGACUUUUGCUGGGCCCAACGGAACACAGCUAUCAGGAGGACAGCGCCAGCGGAUUGCUAUUGCCCGUGCUCUUAUUCGUAACCCCAAGAUCCUUCUUUUGGACGAGGCCACGAGUGCGCUUGAUUCCACAAGCGAGAAGAUUGUCCAAGAGGCCCUUGCCGAAGUAGCAAAGGAGGGUGACCGCAUUACCGUGGCUGUUGCUCACCGACUGAGCACCAUCAAAGACGCGGAUCUCAUUUGCGUCUUCAAGGCAGGAAAGAUUGUGGAGGCAGGGACACAUGCAAAGCUUUUGGCUAAGGGGGAGAUUUAUAAGCAAAUGUGUGAGGCUCAGAACCUAGAUUGA
Podospora anserina S mat+ is the source of this 3744-nucleotide messenger RNA. RefSeq lists its product as uncharacterized. Bases 1 to 3744 code for a protein of 1247 amino acids. NCBI's taxonomy places the organism in Eukaryota, Fungi, Ascomycota, Sordariomycetes, Sordariales, Podosporaceae. Gene Ontology annotation, biological process: transmembrane transport. The record is from RefSeq and is a predicted model, not a curated record. Gene Ontology annotation, molecular function: ATP hydrolysis activity; ATP binding; ABC-type transporter activity. Gene Ontology annotation, cellular component: membrane. The transcript has 3 exons.